Messenger RNA from Microplitis demolitor, 5462 nucleotides. RefSeq names its product balbiani ring protein 3. Gene Ontology annotation, molecular function: serine-type endopeptidase inhibitor activity. The coding region runs from base 288 to 4322 and encodes 1344 amino acids. The transcript has 8 exons. The record is from RefSeq and is a predicted model, not a curated record. Lineage: Eukaryota; Metazoa; Arthropoda; Insecta; Hymenoptera; Braconidae. Gene Ontology annotation, biological process: cell-matrix adhesion. Gene Ontology annotation, cellular component: basement membrane; extracellular region.
AUAUACCGUACCCAAGUCAGUCUAUUCUCCGACAUCGUUCUGAACCGUUCGACAUAUAGACAUACCACACACUUGACGUGCUUAUUACCGUUUUACUUUGAUCACUGUUAUCUCAAACGUGUGCUGAUAAUUACAAUAUACCAACAACAUUAUUUGAUUAUAAUCACCCGUUAAAUUUCAUAAUUAAUUACAAAAUUUUUUAUUAACCGUGAGUUUUAUUUUGGAUUUUUUAAAAAACUUGGUGCUGCAAGAAAGAUAUAAAUAAAUAACAUCAAUUUGAUGCGCUGAUGAUGCGCUGCGAUUUCUGGAGAAGCGGCAAGUCGCUUUGGGCGACAUCCGUCCUCACGCUCCUCUUCCUCGACACUAUCACGACCUCGUUAUCGAUCGACACAGAACCGCUGCUGAGAUCUCCAGGUCGUUGUCCUGGUUUAGAUGAACAAAGUACAUGUCCAGCGCGCGCUGCCCCAUGUUCCAGCAGCUUCGAGUGUUCGAGCUCGAUGGAAAAAUGCUGCGAGACGGUGUGCGGAUUGAAAUGCGUUCCAAGUGAAUUAACUGGAUGUGAGCAACUGGCAUUGGCGGCGACCCGGCGGUCACGUGCUCUGGGGACACGUGGACCUGCUCAAUUUAUUCCGCAGUGCAAUAACGUAACCGGUGAAUUCGAGAGAGUCCAGUGUGAAGCCACGGAAAAAAAUUGCUGGUGCGUUGAUGAAUUUGGAAGCGAAUUGCCAGGAACAAGAUCUGCGGGACGGGAGUUCGUUGAUUGCAAUAAUCCACGGCUGUGUCAAGCACACUCUUGCCGUAUGCUAUGUCCUCUUGGGUUUGAGAUAGACGAAGACACUGGGUGUCCAAAGUGUGAGUGCCGUGACCCGUGUCGGAACGUGACGUGUCCAGGAGCGGGUCAAACAUGUGAGCUGAUUGAGUCUUCUUGUGCGCGUCCGCCGUGUCCACCGAUACCCAGCUGCCGUAAAGCCAAAUCGCUGUCAACAAUUUGUCCAGCAGGCGAGCCGCUCCAGAUAACCGACUCGCCGAGGCCUUUUCUCUGCGGUAACUCACUCGGCAAACCCUCAUGCCCACCCAUGUACCGGUGCCUAGUCGAGAACAAUCAAGAGUACGGAGUCUGUUGUCCGUCGAGUCUCAACUUGGAGCGACCUGGAAAGUGUCCACCGGAAGAACCGGCUGUCUGCGGACCUCCGUGUCAGCACGACUUGGACUGCUCUGGACCACAAAAGUGCUGUGCCAGCGAGUCUUGCGGCGGCGGAGUUUGUUUACUUCCUGUUGGACUCAGCGCUUGCCGUAAGAACCGGAUGCUCGCCGAGAUGCUCAGCGUUUCUGAGAAGCAAGGUCGUGGGUACAUCCCACAGUGUACUGAUGUUGGUGGAUACGAGCCAAAACAGUGCUCGAGAAAUGGGUUGGUGUGUUGGUGUGUCGACACCGAUGGCAAAAAAGUCUCCGGCACUAUGGGACCUGGUGGGAGUGUUAAUUGUAAUCAAGUCAUCAAUAAAUCUAAAGGACGAAAAUUACCUUCUACUUGCCCACUAUAUCAUUGCGCUCAAGUCUGUCAAUAUGGGUUUAAAGUUGAUGAAUCUGGCUGCUCUACUUGUGAAUGUGAUAAUCCAUGUGAAGGAUUCCCAUGCCCGGAUGAUCAAGAGUGUACAUUAAAUCGUGAGAACGGUUGUCCGGAUUUUCUUUGUCCCACGACACCAGAAUGCCGACCAAAGAAGUCGUACAAGAGUCCUUGUAUAACUGGAGCACCAUUAAGUGAUGAGGGUGGAAAUGCUGUUACUUGUACCGGUACAAACAGCACGUGUCCCUCGAGUCAUAUUUGUACCGCAGUCCCCGAAGCCGGGCAGUCUGUUUGCUGUCCAAUGUUGAACAUCCCGACUCCGCCAACAAUGUGUGAGUACCUACGAGACUUCAAUAACCGCAUGGAGGGGACACGAGAGGGGAUGUCUUUGGCGAUACCUCCCCCAAAGUGCGCAUCAGAUGGGACAUGGAAGUCACUGCAGUGUCAUGAUUCACGUUGUGACUGCGUAAAUGAGCAAGGAGUAUCUCUGAGAACAAAUAUUAGCACAGCAGAUGUUGACUGUGAUGAAGUACGUGCACUGAGUAAGACAUGCGAACCACCAGAGUGCGAUUUGCAAUGCACGUAUGGCCGGGAAGUUGAUGAGGCUGGAUGUGAGCAGUGUCGCUGUCGUGAUCCGUGCCAAGGAGUAGCCUGUGGCCCGCGUGAAAUCUGUUCAAUGGUUGAUGUUAAUUGUGGCGAAGGGCAAAAUUGCCCUCAAGUACCUGCAUGCUUGGCAGUGAAGCAAGGUCAGUGUCCUUACUUGGUUCCAAGUUCAUCCAGCUGUGAAGUUCACUGCAGCAACGACCAAGAAUGCACCGGAGACCGCAAAUGCUGUUCAACUGGCUGUGGAACUGCAUGUGUAGAUCCGGUAGUCGCGACAGGGUGUCAGCAUGCGAGAUCACUUGCCGAACACGCGGCGCGUGAGUCCGGUGAACCGGCUAGACGAAUUUACAUUCCACGUUGCGAUGACAAAGGCAGCUUUGAGCCAGUCCAGUGUCACUUGGGCACUUGCUGGUGUGUAGAUGAAGAAGGGAGAGAAGCUGCUGGUACUAGAGUGCCAGAUGGUACCCAACCUAAAUGCAAUAAGCCAGUAAUAUGUCCGUCAAUUGAAUGCCGUCUCGAUUGUCCAGACGGGUUGGAUUUAGAUCCAUCUGGAUGUCCUCGAUGCGCUUGUCGGGAUCCCUGCAAAGCUGUAAAUUGCCGAGGAGAAAACGAAGCUUGUAGAAUGGUCGAGGUGGCUUGCAGUGCACCGCCCUGUCCACCGGUGCCCGUCUGUCUACCGAAAAAAGACAAUCCGUGUCCCAAUGGAUCUCCACUGCUAACUCAAGAAGGAUCUCCCGCUCUUUGCGGCCCACAUGGUCAACAUUGCCCCACUACACACAAAUGCGAGCUGUCGCCGCUUGAUGAAUACGCCGUCUGUUGUCCUAAACCUCGAGAUGUCUGUUUCGAACCUCCGAGACUUAUCGAGUGUCCACCUAACAGACGAAUGAACGAUACUGAGCGAUGGUACUUCGAUCCAGAAUUAAAUGAAUGCAGGAUAAAAUCUGGUUGCUCUGUUGGGCACAAUGAUUUCUCCAGCAAAAUUGUUUGCGAUGACGUAUGUCCUGUUCUGACACCCUGCGAAUUGCAACGCGAGCGUAAUUUGAAAAACUCUCAGCGGCUUAAGCAAUCGGUGUUUCUGCCGCGUUGCAAUACAGACACCGGGGCUUGGGAGCCCAUUCAGUGUCUAGAUCACGUGGGAGUUUGCUGGUGCGUCGACAGAAAGGGCGUACCGAUAAAAGGAUCUCUAGUACGUGGUGAAGAGCCCAAGUGCAACUUUAGACAAGCAAGAAAAGGCGCAAGCAAAAGCUCUCUCAUUGAAAUAGACCCAGAAAUUGCUGCGUACAUGGAAAACUCCCUGGUUAAAAUAGAAAUUGAAGAGGAACGAGUUGAAGAGAAACCCAUACCAAAACUUCUGAUAACGAGAUGCGAAGCAAUGAGGGAACGUGGUCAUGUGCCCACAACUUGCGACCAGGAAGGCAAAUUUGAGCCAACCCAAUGCGCCGGGGAAACUUGCUGGUGUGUUGACGAGGCCGGCAAUCAAAUUAUUGGCUCCGAGCCCUUCUUCAAGGGCACACAAAUGUGCUUAAUGACAGCAGUGGAGGCUGUAGAAGUAACUCUGCGUUUUCCCGGACACUUUGUAAAUGAGGACACGAAUCGCUUUACUAGGGCGACAGCUGACCUGCUGCGUGAUCUGAACGCGAAUAUAAAAGACGGUAUCGCAGUUGAAUUAGACCUGGACGCAGCGAUAAUUGGAUUCGAAAUAGUAGGAGACAACAAAGUUGACGUCGCUUUCCAUCUCGAGGAGCUAACUCGCAGCCGAAGCUUAGCACUGCUCGGAUCUAUCGCCGAUGCUACCACUUCAAGAUUUAUCCAUCGGCCCUUAUCUUUUGAGGCUGAGGACAAGAUAAUGGCUCUUGAACAACGGGAAGUAUUCACUGACGCAGAAACUCCAAUUUAUCAGACUACUACGGUUGUUCUUGCCGCUACAAGUGCCAUUAUCAUCACCAGUUUUAUUACUUUAUUCGUUAUUUAUCGUAGAAAGAUGAAAGUAAGAUAUUGCAGACCAAAAACAGAGGAAACCGAUGAACGUUACUUGGCGUACGACAAACAACCUGUAUACGUGAUAUCCGGUGCAGAUAAAGAUGACAAGGAUAUAGAGGUUGUGAGAGAAUUAUGCGAGAGUCACUCGACAGCAAAGGAAAUUGCUCAGACAUAAACUAUUUCGUGACUCUCGAGUUAAAACAUAGAUCGUACUUGACGUCAUCUUCAAGAAUAACAUUCUGAAGUAAAGAAACCCAAGUAUCACCACCAAUACCAUCAGCAUCACCAACAUCACCAGCACUUAGAGUAAAACUACCAUUAAAAAUCAGUAAUCCUGUGGAAUAAAAGCGUUUAAAGUGGAUACGUUUUAACGUAUGUUGUCUUAAAAAUCCUCGAUAAUAAAUUUUAAACUCAAGUAUAUAAAUAAUAGAUUUAUUUAGCAAAGUAUCUCAACUUAGCAGCAUAUGUAUGAUCGAUCUCUUUUGUAAAGCGGCUUCGUGUUUUCCUUCAUUUUAUUUUUAUUUAUAUCAGCACUUAGCGUUUUCAUUUUAUCGAUUUAUUAUUAAACUCAAGACUGUCGAUAAUUCGAUAGCUCACGUCAGUAUUUGUUGUACGUAAUAUUUGAUAGAUAAUCCAAUGACGGUAACGUUAUAAUUAAUAAAUUUAUAUAUUUAUUAUGACGUAACUGACGAUCUUUAAAGUCAAUUACAGUCUAGGAGAACGUACUUAUUGUAGAAAACCACAGCCGUUUUUUAUUUCUGUAUCAUUAUUGUAAAGAGUGACAGAAUUUUAAAUUAUAUUAUUAAUAAUUACCCACAAGUACUUAAAGUACACGCGAUGACGAUUUUCCGACGCUGAUUGACGGACAUAAUUAUUAUUUAUUGAAUAAUUAUUAUUUCCGGUAGUUGCGCGUUGGAAAAUUUGUCACUAGCUUAUGUAGAUGCAUAUCGUGUAUUCAUGAAAUGCGAGUGAUAUAUAUAUAAAUAUAUAUAUUUAUUAAUAUUGAUAUUGAUAUUAAUGAUAAUUAAAUCGUUAAAUACAUAAACUUGAUAUAAUAUACAACUAAUAGCAUAGAAAUGUACAUAUCCAGCGCAGUAACUUGCGCAUUAAUUUUAAUUAUACUUUGAUAUAUAUUUAUAUAUAUAUUAUUAUUAAAUGUAAUUUAAUACUCAUGAUAUUUUGUCAUUUUUCUUUGUACUUUAUUCAUUUAUUUAUCAGGUGUAAUUCUGUAAUCGUAAUUUAAAUUAAUACUCCGACUAAAUUAUUUAUUUAUAAAAUUUUAAAUUGGCGCCAAUUUUUUAAAUUUUUAUUUAAA